UGUCUUUCUGAUAUGACGUAUCCUAACAUACGUCUAGAAAACUUUUUAAAUUGAAAAUGGUCCGUAGAAAUAUGUUUCGAUUGUGUUCAAAAUCUUUAGAAUUCGCAGGACUUCCUAAUCCUAUCAUGGCAAAUAUUCCAGCAUUUCAUCAUGUGCCGAUUGUUGUUGAACAGACUAGUAGAGGGGAAAGGGCAUUUGAUAUAUAUUCCAGAUUGUUAAAAGAAAGAAUAAUAUGUUUAAUGGGACCUAUUAAUGACAUAAGCAGUUCUUUGAUAAUUGCCCAGCUUUUAUACCUUCAAGCCGAAUCAUCUUCAAAGCCUAUUCAUAUGUAUAUCAAUUCUCCUGGAGGUGUUAUUACAUCAGGAUUAGGAAUAUAUGAUACAAUGCAGUACAUUCUACCUCCAGUUGCUACUUGGUGCGUUGGACAAGCUUGCAGUAUGGCAUCUUUAUUGUUAGCUGCAGGAACACCCGGAAUGAGAAGUUCCUUACCCAAUGCACGGAUUAUGAUUCACCAACCAUCUGGAGGAGUAGUAGGUCAGGCUACUGACAUUAAAAUACAAGCAGAGGAAAUUCUGAAGAUAAAGAAACAAAUAAAUCACCUAUAUGAAAAACAUACCGGUAUGCCUGUAGAAAAAGUUGAAUCCAGCUUGGAAAGAGAUAAUUUCAUGACUCCAACUGAAGCUCUCUUAUUUGGCUUAAUUGAUAAAGUUUCAACUAAACCUCUUCCGAAUAAGGAUAUAAAGAAAAAAGUUCAUGAUCAAAAACCAAUUGAUCCUCCUUUCAUUGAUGUCUCAAAGUCAGUUCUUAAGAAAGAACCUUGCGGGGAGAAUUAAUAUUAUGUUCAAUAAAGAAAUAUAUUUUCGAA
This is a messenger RNA of Diabrotica balteata, 865 nucleotides long. NCBI's taxonomy places the organism in Eukaryota, Metazoa, Arthropoda, Insecta, Coleoptera, Chrysomelidae. The record is from the annotation of a GenBank genome assembly.